Sphaeramia orbicularis (orbiculate cardinalfish) is the source of this 2442-nucleotide messenger RNA. It is a transcript of the gene rcn1, whose product is annotated as reticulocalbin 1, EF-hand calcium binding domain. Gene Ontology annotation, cellular component: endoplasmic reticulum. Lineage: Eukaryota; Metazoa; Chordata; Actinopteri; Kurtiformes; Apogonidae. The record is from RefSeq and is a predicted model, not a curated record. Gene Ontology annotation, molecular function: calcium ion binding. Bases 311 to 1276 code for a protein of 321 amino acids. The transcript has 6 exons.
GGUUGCGCUCCCUCGUCAGGAAACGGGAACAGGAUUGCCUAAAUUCAUUUGAGUGAAAGCUGUAGGUGUUCUCCACGGACACUCAGGUGUUUUCCUUAACGCGUCGCGGUGUUUUUUUUUUUUUUUUUGGAUGCGCGCAUUAUUUUACGCACCGCAGCUGAGGAAAAGGAAAAAGGGCUGGUGCGUUUGUGUGUUUGUCAGAGCACAGACAGGGGAAGAAGUGGCUACGUAGCCGCUUUGCUUCAUGUGCAUUGUGGUGUCAUCGGCCUGUUUGGAAACAUCUGAGGAGUGGGCUUCAUCCCUGUGACUGAUGGACGUCCUCAGCUUCGUGUGCGCUCUGCUCCUUUGCACUGUGGUGGUGCACGGGAAACCAACAUUACGCAAAGAAAGAAUAAUCCACCCGGAUCCGGAGCUGAGCAGGCAAGCCCACGAAGACAAUAAGAGCUACCAGUACGACCAUGAGGCCUUUCUGGGGAAGGAUGAGGCCAGAACAUUUGACCAGCUCAGCCCAGAAGAGAGCAAGGACAGGCUGAGUAAAAUAGUCGACAGGAUCGAUGGCGACACUGACGGCUACAUCACCACAGCAGAACUCAAGACCUGGAUAAAACGUGUACAGAAGCGUUAUGUUUACGAGAACGUGGCCAAGGUGUGGACAGAUUACGACCUCAACAAAGACAACAAGAUUUCAUGGGAUGAGUACAAACAGGCGACAUAUGGAUACUACCUUGCCAACCCAGAGGAAUUCGAGGAGGCCACAGACCAGUUCAGCUUCAAGAAGAUGCUGCCCCGUGAUGAGAGGAGGUUCAAGACGGCCGAUCUGAACGGGGACGGGGCAGCCGACAGAGAGGAGUUCACAGCCUUCCUCCACCCUGAGGAGUUUGAGCACAUGAAGGAUAUUGUGGUUCUGGAAACCCUGGAGGACAUUGACAAGAACGGCGACGGACAUGUGGACGAGGACGAGUACAUCGCGGAUAUGUUUGCUCAUGAGGACGGCGGUCCAGAGCCGGACUGGGUCAGGACUGAGAGGGAACAGUUCUCUGACUUCCGAGACUUGAACAAAGAUGGUAAAAUGGACCAGGAUGAGAUCCGCCACUGGAUUAUGCCCCAAGACUAUGAUCACGCUCAGGCUGAGGCCAGACAUCUGGUGUACGAGUCGGACCAGGACAAGGACCAGAUGCUGACCAAGGAUGAGAUCCUUGAAAACUGGAACAUGUUCGUUGGAAGUCAGGCCACCAACUAUGGAGAAGACCUCACCAGGAACCAUGAUGAGCUCUGAGUUCUGAGUGUGUGUGAAUGAGGAGGGGUCGCUGAAUAACUUAGUCUUCAGCGACAGGACUUUGACCUCCGCCCUCAACCAUAUCACCGCUUCCAUCCUUUGGUCGUCACAGUGGGACAGAUGUACGCUGCGGAUGCCAAACGGGCGGAUGGAUACGGUUCGGUCCGACCACUAACACUAUAGGUCCUUUAGUGGUUCUGUUUCUGACAUUCAGGAGCAAAACCAGACCCAGUGGACUUCACUUCCAUCGAUGGUGCCUUCCAGCCGCAUCGCCGGCGUCGCUGCCUCAGAGAUCUGUGUAGAUAGUCUUUAUUAAAACCUGCUCGAGCCGAAUGCGGAGCGAUACAGUUUAUCAGAAACAGGAGCAGUUUUUUGGAUAGAAACGUUAAUGUGAAACUGCAGUUCAGAGCUUUUAUUCUGAUUUUAUUUAUUGAUGAAAUAACUUCCUAAAUGUUUAGUGUUCAGCUAGAAUUUUUUAACGUAAGACACAUUUGAUGUUUCUGUUUACACUCUUUACGGCCAAAUAAGUUAGAUUUUUGCUUGUUUGUUUGUUUCGGAUUAGUGGAAUGCUUUAAGAACUGAUAAACUGAUGUUCAGUGGCAUGGUUUUUGCACGUGUUGGGUUUUAGUUUAGCCUGUGAACAAUUUCCUUCUUUGUACUUAGUUUAAAUUGUAUUUAUUCCAAGGCCAACAGUUUGUGCUAUGUUACAUUUUUUGACUUCUGUUUUGUUACACUUGUUACAGCUGGAGUAUAAGACUGACUUUUGUUGCUGUUUUGUUUUUUUAGAGGAAAGAGAGAACAUUUCCUUUGCUCUUCUCAAAUAACUUAUUGCAUUACGUUACAACAGUCACAGCAUUGUAUAUAUCAGUCGGAUAUAUUCACCUUUUGUCUUUUAAUGUUUUUUUGUUGUUUUUUUUUCAGCCAAUAUAGUUUGUAUGAAAAGUGCAUAGACCUAUACAACUCAAAGAAAUGACCAUGAGAAUUGGUUUUUGGAUUUUAUUUUGUGAAAGUGAUGUCACUCGGAACGCCUUUUUUCUUUUCUCUCUGUGCUUUUUCUGUUAAUGUGUCUUAAACCUCAGUUGCAUAAACAGUCCUCAAACAUAUUUAUAUGUAUUUUAUUCCACAAUGAACAUGCUCAACAUCCACGUGAAAAUAAAUAAUAGAGA